This is a messenger RNA of Plasmodium gaboni, 2073 nucleotides long. RefSeq names its product subtilisin-like protease 1. Bases 1 to 2073 code for a protein of 690 amino acids. The record is from RefSeq and is a predicted model, not a curated record. Gene Ontology annotation, biological process: proteolysis. Gene Ontology annotation, molecular function: serine-type endopeptidase activity. NCBI's taxonomy places the organism in Eukaryota, Apicomplexa, Aconoidasida, Haemosporida, Plasmodiidae. The transcript has a single exon.
AUGAUGCUAAAUAAAAGAGUUCUUGCCCUGUGCACAUUUAGCUUACAUGCACUUUUUAUAUUUGUAUGUUUUGCAAAUGAUUUAAGAGUAGGAGAAAAUAAGAAAAUACAAGAUGAUGCUGAAAAGAUUGUUAGUGAGUUAAGAUUCUUAGAAAAAGUAGAAGAAGUCAUUGAAAAGAGUAACAUAGGUGGUAAUGAAAUUGAUGCAGAUGAAAAUUCUUUUAAUCCAGAUACUGCGGUUCCUAUAGAAGAGAUAGAAGAAAUAAAAAUUAGGGAACUAAAAAAUAUAAAGGAAGAACAUAAUAAUAUUAAUAGUAAUAAUAUUGAUAGUAAUAAUAUGAAUAGUUUCGACGGAGGAGAUGUAAAUAUAAAAAAUACAACAAAUGGGACCAAUAUUGAUGAGAAGGAAGGAUAUAAAAAGAAAAAGAAAUUAAGACUGAUUGUAAGUGAGAAUCAUGCAACAACACCAUCGUUUUUUCAAGAAUCUCUUUUAGAACCUGGUGUUUUAUCUUUUUUAGAAAGUAAAGGUAAUUUAUCUAACUUGAAAAAUAUAAAUUCUAUGAUUAUAGAUUUAAAUGAAGAUACAACAGAUGAACAGUUAGUAUCUUAUAUUAAAAUACUUGAAGAGAAAGGAGCUUUAAUUGAAUCAGAUAAAUUAGUAAGUGCUGAUGAUAUUGAUAUAAGUGGUAUAAAGGAUGCUAUAAGAAGAGGUGACAAAAAUAUUGAUCUUAAUAAUUAUAAAAGUAUGUUAGAAGUAGAAAAUGAUGCUGAGGAUUAUGAUAAAAUGUUUGGCAUGUUUAAGGAAUCACAAUAUGUAACAUCAAAAAGAAAAGGAUAUUCAAAUAAUGCACAUGAGAAUGAAACAUUAUCAUUACCUUCUUAUAAAAGAUAUUCAAAAAGUGAUUAUAUAUAUGAAGAUGAUAAUAAUAAUCAUAAUAAUAUUAAUCAUAAUAAUAUUAAUCAUAAUAAUAUUAAUAAUAUUAGUCGUAGUAGUGCAUCAAGUAAAUAUCAUUUUAAUGAUGAAUUUCGUAAUUUGCAAUGGGGUUUAGAUUUAUCUAGAUUAGAUGAAACACAAGAUUUGAUUAAUGAACAUCAAGUGACAAGUACUCGUAUAUGUGUAAUAGAUAGUGGUGUUGAUUAUAAUCAUCCAGAUUUAAAAGAUAAUAUUGAAUUAAAUUUAAAAGAAUUAUAUGGAAGAAAAGGAUUUGAUGAUGAUAACAAUGGUGUAGUUGAUGAUAUAUAUGGUGCAAACUUUGUAAAUAAUUCUGGAAAUCCUAUGGAUGAUAAUUAUCAUGGUACUCAUGUUGCAGGUAUUAUAGCUGCUAUAGGUAAUAAUAAUAUAGGUGUUGUUGGUGUUGAUGUUAAUUCAAAAUUAAUUAUAUGUAAAGCUUUAGAUGAAAAUAAAUUAGGAAGAUUAGGUGAUAUGUUUAAAUGUUUAGAUUAUUGUAUUAGUAGAAAUGCAAAUAUGAUAAAUGGUAGUUUUUCUUUUGAUGAAUAUAGUAGUAUUUUUAAUGCUUCUGUUGAAUAUUUAAAAAGAAAAGGUAUCUUAUUUUUUGUAUCUGCAAGUAAUUGUAGUCAUCAUAGAUCAUCAACACCAGAUAUUAAAAAAUGUGAUUUAUCAAUUAAUCCUAAAUAUCCACCUAUCUUAUCUACUAUUUAUGAUAAUGUUAUAUCUGUUGCUAAUUUAAAAAAAGAUUAUAAUAAUAAUUAUUCAUUAUCAAUUAAUUCUUUUUAUAGUAAUAAAUAUUGUCAAAUAGCUGCACCAGGAACUAAUAUAUAUUCUACUGCUCCACAUAAUUCUUAUAGAAAAUUAAAUGGUACUUCUAUGGCUGCUCCUCAUGUAGCUGCAAUCGCAUCACUCAUAUAUUCUAUUAAUCCUGACUUAUCAUAUAAAAGAGUCAUACAAAUAUUAAAGGAAUCUAUCGUAUAUCUACCUUCCUUAAAAAAUAUGGUUGCAUGGGCUGGAUAUGCAGAUAUAAAUAAGGCAGUCAAUUUAGCCAUCAAAUCCAAGAAAACAUACAUCACUUCUAAUAACCCCAACUAUUGGAAGAAAAAAAGUAGAUAUUUGCAUUAA